Molecule: messenger RNA, 483 nt
Organism: Diaporthe citri
Lineage: Eukaryota; Fungi; Ascomycota; Sordariomycetes; Diaporthales; Diaporthaceae
Exons: 5
Coding region: 1-483 (160 amino acids)
Biological process (GO): regulation of transcription by RNA polymerase II
Molecular function (GO): protein dimerization activity; RNA polymerase II cis-regulatory region sequence-specific DNA binding; DNA-binding transcription factor activity, RNA polymerase II-specific
Source: RefSeq, a predicted model, not a curated record
AUGUCUUCUCCCGACAAGUCAUCGCCUCCACGCGACGGCGCCAACGGCCAAGACGAGAAGCCCCGGCUGACAGAGGAGCAGAAGCGCCAGAACCAUAUUUCCUCAGAACAAAAACGCCGUCAGGCCAUCCGCGACGGCUUCGACAAGAUGGCAUCCAUCGUGCCCGGUCUAGAGGGCCAGGGGCGCUCCGAGGGUCACGUACUGAAUGUCUCGGUCCAGUUCAUACUAGAGCAGAUCCAGGAGCGCCGCCGGCUCGUCGAGCAGGUCGAGGCGAGAGGGGGCGUUGUCUCCGACGAGCUGAAGGCCCCGCUCAAUGUGGAUUUGAGCAAGGUGAACCUUGAACAUCUGCAGCAGCGUAACGGCGGCACCGGCGGCCCGGGGAUCGCCCUCUGCGUUGAUCUCUUGGAAGGCCCUGGCAGGGCCAAGGUCUCCACGGAGAAAAACCGACGCAUUGGUAAAGGUAUGGUCACGUGGAAGGAGUAG